Sorghum bicolor (sorghum) is the source of this 1264-nucleotide messenger RNA. Its product is annotated as short-chain dehydrogenase cctT. The record is from RefSeq and is a predicted model, not a curated record. Gene Ontology annotation, molecular function: oxidoreductase activity. The transcript is spliced from 3 exons. Bases 228 to 1088 code for a protein of 286 amino acids. NCBI's taxonomy places the organism in Eukaryota, Viridiplantae, Streptophyta, Magnoliopsida, Poales, Poaceae. Gene Ontology annotation, cellular component: endoplasmic reticulum.
CAACGAGGACUCCACUGUAACACUGCCUAAAUCAAGCAAUAAAGUCUACUUCUGCCGGCUGAUAAAUCCACGGAAAUUUUUGGCGUCUGGCGCGGCUACGGCAGCUCAGCGAAUGGCGGUUAAUUACACGGGCCGUCCUGCGCUGAGCCCAGAGAGGCAGCAGAUACAGUGACAUACAGACACCGGAUCCCGUCCGCCCCCGGACCAAGAAUCCCAACCUCGCACCGAUGGCAGUGGCAGCGUCCCGCCGCGAGGACCGUGAUCGGGAUCAGCCAGUGGUGCUUGUGACGGGGUGCUCGGAGGGCGGCAUCGGCCACGCGAUGGCGCGCGCCUUCGCGGCGGCCGGUUGCGCCGUCGUGGCCACGGCGCGGUCGCGCGGUUCCAUGCGCGACCUCGACGGCGACCCGCGGUUCCUGCUGCUGGAGCUCGACGUGCGGUCCGACGAGAGCGCGCGCGCCGCCGUGGCGGAUGCGCUGCGGGAGCACGGCCGCGUCGACGUGCUCGUCAACAACGCCGGGAUCCACCUCGUCGCGCCACUCGCCGAGGUGCCCAUGGAGUCCUUCCACCAGGUUUUCGACACCAAUGUCUAUGGUGCAAUGAGGCUGAUUCAAGCUGUUAUUCCUCACAUGAUGGAGAGAAGGAAAGGUACAAUUGUGAAUGUUGGAAGUAUUACCGCUUUGGCACCUGGACCAUGGGCUGGUGUGUAUUCAGCAUCCAAAGCUGCUCUUCAUGCACUGAGUGACUCACUAAGGGUUGAACUAAAAAGCUUCGGCAUAAAUGUCAUGACUGUCGCCCCAGGAGGGACAAAGUCGAAUCUUGGGAGUUCCUCUGCAGCCAAGUAUGAUCAGAUGCAUGAGUGGAAGUACUACAAGAAAUACGAGGAAGGGCUCCGAGCUAGGACUGACAUUUCCCAGGGCCCCGGGGCUACUCCAGCAGAAGAGCUUGCAAAGAAGGUGGUUGCAUCCGUUCUAAAGAAGAAUCCUCCAGCUUGGUUCGCUUACGGCCAGUUCUCUGCUAUUCUGUCGAUGUUGUAUUAUGCACCACUAUGGUUUAGAGAUUACUUCUAUAAGCUUGUCAUGAAAUGUUAGUCCCUGGGAAAAAUAAUGGUUGUUAUGGACCAAAGAGAGAGCUGGUCAGGCCCAGUUCUGUUCAUUGUACUGACAGCCUGUUACUACGUACUCCUAUAUCGGUAACCACAAAAAAGCAUACACGUUAUACGGACAGCUCUUUUUGUCGAGUGAAAAAGAUCUCAUUUGCUCUAUCA